This is a messenger RNA of Coregonus clupeaformis (lake whitefish), 1660 nucleotides long. Its product is annotated as RING finger protein 223-like. Gene Ontology annotation, biological process: protein ubiquitination. The coding region runs from base 439 to 1161 and encodes 240 amino acids. The record is from RefSeq and is a predicted model, not a curated record. The transcript is spliced from 2 exons. Gene Ontology annotation, molecular function: ubiquitin protein ligase activity. NCBI's taxonomy places the organism in Eukaryota, Metazoa, Chordata, Actinopteri, Salmoniformes, Salmonidae.
GUCGGAAGAGUAGGGCAGGUGAGAGACGACCAACGGACACAGAGAGAGAAGGACCCCCAGGCUAAUGCAAACACCUCAUGCUACUGUGAAGGCUUUGUGAGAGCACACCUGCAGCUUGCUUGACUUCCAUUUGUUUAGCCUAGCUCCCAAUGACCAUGGAACACAUAGCUGUAGAGUGAUCCCCACAAUUCACACCUCCUCCGUGGGACCCCCAGUCAUCCAACUUGGCCUGAAGAUGUGUUUUUGUCUACAGAAGGGAGAAUCGAUCAGGAAAUACCUGUAAUACACUACAAAGACAAAGAGAGAGAGGGUCAUCUGACAAUAUUAUCACUAUACAGAUAAUCCACACCAAAAACAAAGAAGAGUAAGGGGGAAAAGAGGGAGUACCAAUCAAAAGACCAAAGAAAGGGAGAAAAUAAUACAGAACACCCCUUCAAGAUGGCGCAGAUCCCUCAGGUGUGGCACACCAAGGUGAUGCCCCAGGAAGAGAAUGUGGACCUGAACAAAAUGGUUGCUUUUGGUAGCCAACCCGAGUGCUCCAUCUGCUACAACACCUACGACAAUGUCUUCAAGACGCCCAAGCUGCUGGAGUGCACCCACACCUUCUGCCUUGAGUGCCUAUCGCGCCUCAUGGCCAUUUCGCUAGGAGAGCAGGAAGGAAGCGGCAGCAGCAAGAUCCCUUGUCCAUUCUGCCGCCACCCUACCCUCCUAACCGAGGAGGGUCCGCCUGCCCUGGCCACCAGCCAGGAGGUACUGUGUAAACUGCCCAGCCACCAGCAGCACGAGGAACCUGUGUGGCUGGAUGGGGAGAAGCUGUGCUACAAGCGGCCACUGGAGGCCGACCCCGGAACAUCCAGCUCCACCUCGGCCUUCUGCAUCUGCAUCGACAUCGGGGCCAGCAAGGCAGACGAGGUCCCUGCUCAGACGCGGCCCCAGCACAUGGGCUUCCUGGAGCGGCUGAACAACUGGAAGCGGCUGCUGCUCUUCAUCGUGUUGAUGGUGCUGCUGGUGGUCAUGGUGCUGUGGCCCCUGCAGUGCAUUUUCACCACAGGCAAUUUGCGCUGCAUGCCACGCUCCCUGGGCUCAGUACACGGCUUCACCACCACCACCGCUACCCCAUUCGCCAGGAUACACCGUCUCACAAAGGGUGCCUUUAAUUAAAACACAUGUAUGUAGUAGGCCGGAUACCUGGUUCACAAGCCCACAGAUCCCCAGAGUGCUCAUUGAAAAGCACAAGGCCAUGUGGUUAAGGCCCACGACUGAAUCAAAGAAGACUGAAUAUAGCACUAGAUGGUGAGAGACUCUGCACACUCCAUCCCAAUUGUUUUAACAAUUGAUAAUGGCGUGCUCAGCGUCAUUAUUCUGACAAGAAAGUUACAAAUAACAUUCCUAUUGAAAUUCAUACAUUAAUUCCAAUCCUUGCACUUUGAUUAACUAAUAUUGUUUGAGAUUAUCCUUAACAUUUUUAUUUUGCUGUAACAAUAUAAUAUGUGGAUAAAAUGCGUUGUAAUAUUCAGACACAAUCUGGGUGAAAUCUAUUAAUAUAUACACUAUCAGAUUUGUUGGCCACAGUGCAACAGUAUAGUCUGACAGCUAGGUGAUUUUUUUUCAAACCAAAUACAGUGGGGAAAAAAAGUAUUUAGUCAGCCACCAAUUGUGC